This is a messenger RNA of Conger conger (European conger), 3490 nucleotides long. It is a transcript of the gene poldip2, whose product is annotated as polymerase (DNA-directed), delta interacting protein 2. The record is from RefSeq and is a predicted model, not a curated record. Gene Ontology annotation, biological process: error-free translesion synthesis. NCBI's taxonomy places the organism in Eukaryota, Metazoa, Chordata, Actinopteri, Anguilliformes, Congridae. The transcript has 11 exons. Gene Ontology annotation, cellular component: mitochondrial nucleoid; nucleus. Gene Ontology annotation, molecular function: DNA binding. The coding region runs from base 110 to 1237 and encodes 375 amino acids.
UUAUGUAAUUUGGUACAACAAUUUCCCAAGAUGCCCUGGGACGAGACUGCGUAGUCAUCUGAGAGAGGGUGCACUCUGCACGCUUCUAGCGGCCACUAGCAAAAUAAAAAUGGCUGCGUGUGCAAUACGACGCGGUUUACUUUCUACAGUUACUAAAUACAAUAGAAAGCACACACUUAGAAUACUGAAUGUUGAAUACAGCGGCAGACGUGAACUGAACAGGCUUCGUUUGCCCUGUUCUGCUUGCAACCUUUUCAACGUCCAGCAGGCCCGGUAUCUGUCGUCACGAAACAGACCUGAGAGUAAGGUGUUGGAGACGGUGGGAGUGUUUGAGGCACCUAAACAGCACGGGAAAUAUGAAACGGGGCAGCUCUUCCUGCACAGUGUGUUUGGCUACAGAGGGAUUGUGCUGUUCCCCUGGCACGCUCGACUGUACGACCGUGAUGUGACGCCCCCAUCGGGUGAAAGUAAGCCGGAGCCUCCUGGGACCCAUGGGUCAAAGGAGGUUAAGGGAAAAACGCACACAUACUACCAGGUCCUGAUCGACACGCGGGACUGUCCACACAUAUCUCAGAGGUCGCAGACUGAAGCGGUGACGUUCCUGGCCAAUCACGACGACAGCAGGGCCCUUUACGCUAUUCCAGGUUUGGACUACGUGAGUCAUGAGGACAUCUUGCCCUAUAACUCCACUGACCAGAUUCCUAUUCAGCAUGAGCUGUUUGAGCGAUUCCUCAUGUUCAACCCCUCUAAAGUUCCCCCCUUCAUCCCCCGGGACACGCUGCGGGCCUGGCAGGAGAAGAACCACCCCUGGCUGGAGCUGUCGGACGUGCACCGGGAGACCACGGAGAACAUCCGCGUCACCGUCAUCCCCUUCUACAUGGGCAUGAGGGAGGCUCAGAAUUCCCACGUCUACUGGUGGCGCUACUGUAUCCGGCUGGAGAACAUGGGCUCUGAGGUGGUGCAGCUGAGGGAGAGGCACUGGAGGAUCUUCAGCCUGUCGGGGACGCUGGAGACGGUCCGGGGUCGAGGGGUCGUGGGCCGGGAGCCAGUGUUGUCCAAAGAGCAGCCAGCAUUUCAGUACAGCAGCCACGUCUCCCUACAGGCGCCCAGCGGACACAUGUGGGGGACGUUUCGCAUCGAGAGGACCGACGGUUCCCAUUUUGACGUGCGCAUCCCGCCCUUCUCCCUGGAGAGCAACAAGGACGACAAGGCGCCCCCUGCUGGCUACAGCUGGUAGAGCAGUGCUGACCUCCGUCUCCACAGCGACCGGAGACCCCAUAUCUUGUUCAUGCCAAAUUUAUUUCCCUUAGCUCUUUUUUUUUUUUCAUCCCUGAGAUGUUCGCUCACUGUAUUUAUUUUUUCCUUGUUGCAUUUGUUCAUAUAAAACUAAAUAAUAAAAAUCAAUGAAGAGAUUUCAAAAGUGAAUUAAUAAGUGAGAUGGUUCCAGAAAACCAUAGCAAUAGUAAACCUGUGAGCUUCCGAAGUUGCAAUCAUGAAUUGGGGGAGGGGGGUUGUGGCACAAAUUCCCAGACUGUUCUAAGGGGUUGAAAUUGCUAUACUGGGACUUUGGAAUUCCAGUCCUUUUUUUCUACAUGCAGUGGAAUCCAAUUGUGAAACCUUUUCCUCCAUCAGACCUUGGACUCGUGUCAAUAGGUGGCAUCUUUGCGAAUGUCCACAGCUUCUCCUUUUCAGAUGAUGCACCCUAGUGCAUGCUGGACUGUUUUAACGUUAUAUUUUAUGUCAUUUAUCACAUGAAUUCUUUUGGAGACCACCAUCCAUUUUAGUUGACAUUCAUUGAACACCCAUAAUGACCUCUUGAAUUGACUAAGGCCUAAUUAUGUAUCAUGGUCAAAAGCCUCCUUUUUUUUGUAGUUCAGACAUUUGCACGUGUGUUGUACAGGAAAAAAAUGGUGGUACGUUUUUUAAGGGUUUGGUGGGUGGGGUGGGGACAAGGAGAAAAGGGUGCCCGGAAUGUAGCCCUCGUUCUGUGAAGUCUGUUAGCCUCUGGCAAUGUCUUUCAGACUAUGAAAACUGUAUCAAUCCUGCAAUCAGGGAUAAGAAAACUGUAAAUUCUCAGAAGGACACGGUAAUGUUUCUUGCAUACAGAUGUAAAACGCUGGCCCUGAUUAUAAAGGAAUGGGCGGUGGGUGUGCUCCAAGACAUUUUAUCACAGGAGAAGAAGGUGAUCAUCGUUUGACAUUUGCAAACAGGAAAUGUGAUUUCUGUCAGCGGCCUUUGUCCUUGCACUGAGAGGGAGGGAGAGAGGGAGGGAUCAGGAGGGUUGUUGACGUGCGGGUGAAGAUGCCACGGUCUCCAGCGAAGUGAAUGAAGAUGGUUUGUGGCGGUAAUGAAUACAGAUGUGAACAGGCUGACGGCACAGGGUAAAGUAUGGGUAAACUGGUGUCCAGGUUGGAACCAGUAGCUCCUGCUCCACAGACGUGUGCCUCCGGAAGGUUCCAGCAGCCUUUCCUGUCCCCGUUUCCCAUUUCUGCAAGAGUAGCCCAUCUCAUAUUCAUCUUGCUGUCGUUGGAAAGGGUUGUGUCCACUACCGAAGAGGAUAGAGAAUAAAGAACCUGAGGCUGUAGAUUCCUAGUGCGACUCGGACGGCUGUGGAACCGCAGCAUUACUGCGGUCCGUUAAAUGGGAUCCGGUAAUGGUCAGACCGGGGAAUGCUCUGGUCUGACUGAGGGCACUUGCCAAUUGUGGUUUGUUAGUGUUUUUUUUUAAGGGUGGUGGGUGUGGAUGUGUGUUGGGUUGCUGUUCAGCCUGAGCACCCACUCGUGCUCCCAUUUUUAUUGUAUGGUUCUCACAACUAAUGAGACUACUUUUGAUAAGAAACUGAAAUGUAAGAUUGUGUGAGACUGUUUUUUCCAUAGCAUAUGUUUCUGUAAAUAAGGUUCCUAAGGACAAAAAUAAACAUUUUGGGGGAAAAGCUAAAAACAUUUUUGUUCCUUUUAUGUGCAGUUCUCUGUGAAACUGUCAAAAAUAUUUUAUAAAAUAUUUUCUUUAUUUCUUUUCUUUCACCGAGCCAUAGUAAGCCACCCUUACUAUGUUCUCAGAAGGAAAUGGCCCUGAAAUGUAAUUUGAAUGAGAUCAAGGACCGGAAUUUAUAUUUACUUUAUAUUUCAUAUAGGAUCAGCACCCAGUCUUAUUCAUUAUAUUCAGUGGAGCGCAUUUCUUGUCAAAAUUUACUGAAGCAUCAUUUCCCAUUUGACGGUGACAGCGCCCAGAAUGUCCUUGUGUGACCCUGAGGGCAAAGAUCAGGGCAGCAUAGGGCGCUUAUCCCUCUUCUUAAAGUGGGGUUUCCCUGCUCUGCUCGGCUGAAUAGAGUUAGGUACUCCAAUUUAAACAGGAUUUCCCCAUUGUCGGCUAAGAAGGAGAAGUGUGAACUGCAUCUACAAAUACGCAUUUAGUAUUUUAAAAAGGGCUUUUGUAUCUCAAAUCCUGGUAUGGUGUAGUAAGUGAAUAAAAUGUUGGGAAUCCAUUUCCA